Esox lucius (northern pike) is the source of this 1502-nucleotide messenger RNA. RefSeq names its product placental growth factor b (gene pgfb). The transcript is spliced from 7 exons. Lineage: Eukaryota; Metazoa; Chordata; Actinopteri; Esociformes; Esocidae. Gene Ontology annotation, molecular function: growth factor activity; vascular endothelial growth factor receptor binding; chemoattractant activity. Gene Ontology annotation, biological process: vascular endothelial growth factor receptor signaling pathway; positive regulation of endothelial cell proliferation; positive regulation of angiogenesis. The coding region runs from base 729 to 1292 and encodes 187 amino acids. The record is from RefSeq and is a predicted model, not a curated record. Gene Ontology annotation, cellular component: membrane.
UUGAGAAGAAAAACUACUUCGCACGUGCACCAAAUGUCUAACAAUUGAUGCGAGUUUCAAGAAGCUGCUUCCAAGAUGAGAGGAGGAGUGUAUAAGGGAGACCGGUAGAGAGAUGUAGGGAAACUUGAGGGGAGGGGAUGUAAUGGGUAAUGUUGAGAGGGAGUGAGAGGCAAUUAGCGGCAAGUACGUUACUUUACCAAGGAAAUGUACUGAGCAAGAACGAAAGACCAACAUUCAUAUUAGCCAGAUAACGAAUUGUGACAGUUACUAGCUCUUGCGCUCAUAGAAAUUACAUUUAAACCAAACUUCUGGACAUACAUUUUUGCGGGACUAGCUUGCUGAUUUGUUGAACACGUUUUGCUUGAAAUAUAUUUAGGAGGGAGGUUUUGUCGUUUUUCUCUGAAUUUUAAUAAAUCGAGAAAGCAAAUAUAUAAUUAUUUCCUUUUUUUGGUGCCUAUUUACAAAAAUAUAUUUCAACUUCAACCUACGUUCUGACAGAAUUGUUUGGUAGCCAACUUUAUCAGGUUAGACAAGAGCGAUAGCCUACAUGAUGCGCUCAUUGACUCACGGUUGUUGAAGAAGGAACGAGGGGAAAGUGCUUCGGCUGCAAAUUAUUUGGAGUGGAAGGUUAUCACCAGAAUCACUAGGCUACUCCGCUAAUCUGCACUUUGGUGGAUAUCGCUUACAUUCAAAAAUUGGUCAUCUGGUCUUCUGUCAAGAAACACGAAAUGAAAUCCUUCGCAUCGUUUGUCAUCCAGAUAGCGGUGACGCUCCAACUUCAGCUUUCACCUGUUGAGAGUACUUCCUUAUCCAGUGCAAACAGCACAACUGGAGUGUUACUGUUCCAGGAAGUGUGGGGCCGUAGUUUCUGCCGGACCAUAGAGAAGCUGGUGGAGGUUGUCCAGGAGUACCCCGGGGAGGUAGAGCACAUAUACAGCCCCUCCUGUGUGCCCUUGGUGCGAUGUGCAGGCUGCUGUGGGGAUGAGUAUCUGGAGUGCCAUCCCACUCGGACCUCCAAUGUCACCAUGCAGCUGUUGAAAAUCAAGCCGGCGAAGCAGGGUCAAGAAUACGUUGAGAUGACUUUUGUAGAGCACCAGACAUGUGAAUGUAGAAUCAGGAAGGCUGUUGUGAAAAGUGAAAGAAGGAAACAAAGAGGAAGAGGAAAGAAAAGAAAAGACAGACAGAGAGUUAAAGAUUGUGUCAGCCCCCUCGUAGGUAACUGCAGGAGCAGCCCUACACCUGUUGCAACCGGAAUCUUUAUUUAUUCCAAUCCCUGCCCAGCGCUAACAUAAUGAAGAGUCUCUCUCCACCUAGUGACUCAAGCCACUGGGUUGUUAUGGUGACUUACAGGCCCACCUGCACAAGUUGCUAGGUGAAAACAAUACCUUGGUCACUGACCUGACAGACAGUUCUGUUGUUUAUUCUGCAGUUGUUUUAGUUACUGACCAUGUAAAAAAAAAGAUAAAUAUGCCUAUUUAUGAAUAAAUGUUCUUUUCAUGCAA